Molecule: messenger RNA, 1329 nt
Organism: Coccomyxa subellipsoidea C-169
Lineage: Eukaryota; Viridiplantae; Chlorophyta; Trebouxiophyceae; Coccomyxaceae
Product: aldo/keto reductase
Exons: 9
Coding region: 69-1097 (342 amino acids)
Cellular component (GO): cytoplasm
Source: RefSeq, a predicted model, not a curated record
CAUCUUGUCACCCCGUACGCACGAAACGAGCUCCUCAGCAGUUGGGAUCCGUUCGGCAUUCUCUCACAAUGACCAGUGCUAAGGUGCCAGUCCGCCCACUGGGCAGCCACGGCAUGUUGUCAAGCGCUCAAGGACUGGGAUGUAUGGGAAUGAGUUGGGGCUACACGAAUGCAGAUAGAGCUUCUGGAUCGGAACCCGAGAGCAUCGCCGUUAUUCACAGGGCUCAGGAGUUGGGCAUCACUCACCUUGACACAAGCGAUGUCUAUGGCCCCCACACCAAUGAGCAGCUUGUUGGCCAGGCAAUAGCGGGCAGGCGAGACCAGUACACCAUUGCCACCAAGUUUGGCGCGGUCUUUUCGGAAAAGGGAGCUGAAGUGCAUGGCAGCCCCGAGUAUGUGCGCUCAGCGGUGGAGGGGUCUUUGAAGCGGCUGGGCAUUGAUCAGAUCGACCUGUACUACCAGCACCGUGUGGACAGAACUGUCCCCAUUGAGGAGACCUGGAAGGCCCUGAAGGAGCUUGUGGAGGAGGGCAAGGUGAAGUACCUGGGCAUCUCAGAGGCGACGGCCGAUGAGAUCAGGCGCGCGCAUGCUGUUCACCCAAUCACGGCUUGCCAGCUGGAAUGGAGCCUCUGGACUCGCGGCGUGGAGGACGAGAUUAUUCCCACACUGCGGGAGCUGGGCAUUGGCAUAGUUGCAUACAGCCCCUUGGGCCGCGGCUUCCUCACAGGCGCCAUCACCAAGAUCGAGGAUCUGGGGGAGGGAGACACGCGGUCUAAGAUACCGCGCUUCCAGAAGGGGGCGUUUGAGUCCAACUUUGCACUGGUGGAGCGGGUGAAGGAGCUUGCAGCCAAGAAGGGUGUGACAGCCGGACAGCUGGCGCUUGCGUGGGUGCAUGCACAAGGCCCUGAUGUCUUCCCCAUCCCAGGCACCAAGCGCAUCAAAUACCUGGAGGAGAAUGCAGCAGCUUUCCACAUUCAGCUGAACAGCGAUGAGAAGGCGUACCUUGAGGAGAUCUUCAACCCUGAAAAGGUGGUUGGCUCGCGGUACCAUCCUGCAAAUUUGGCAAUGGGUUAUGAAGGAGGAAAGGAUUCUUCUUGAGCCUGGAAUUCCUAUCUUUCCAGUCCUUGCACUUGAGCAUUCAUGCAAUCUGUUGCUGGCAGCUGUCAGCCUUUGGAUAGUAUGGAGAUCUUGAGGAGCCUUAUUGUGCAACCAAGUUGUCUAGUAACAUCCAUCGCAUGAUGGCACUCCUGCGGCUGGCCUGUUCUGUCCGUUGAAGGUGAUGACUGUCUCAUGCCGGCAAGUAAUUCAUGUAAUUCGUGUUAUGCCAGGC